Molecule: messenger RNA, 4303 nt
Organism: Athalia rosae (coleseed sawfly)
Lineage: Eukaryota; Metazoa; Arthropoda; Insecta; Hymenoptera; Athaliidae
Product: neuropeptide CCHamide-1 receptor
Exons: 8
Coding region: 2000-3268 (422 amino acids)
Biological process (GO): G protein-coupled receptor signaling pathway
Cellular component (GO): membrane
Molecular function (GO): G protein-coupled peptide receptor activity
Source: RefSeq, a predicted model, not a curated record
UCCGACGCGGUUUCAACCUUGAUAAAAAAAAUUAAAUAAAGUAUCGAAUGAGAUGAAAAAAAAAAUUACAUAUUUCUAUACGACCGAUAAGUGCAUGAGGAAAAACUGUUCACAUUUUUCCGCGUUGCUGCGUUACCGAGAAAACGUGGACAGCGAGUGAAGAAGCUAGCUGAAGAACGCUGUACACGAGAAUAAAGUAACGAACGACCAUUCCCUGAAUUCAUUAAAACCCCGAGGGCGUGAGAUAUGGUCGUGCAAACAUCAGAAAUCGGGAGAAGGGAAAAGGAAAAGCAAAAAAAAGAAGGUUGCGAAGUCGAGUGGAGACUGCAAUAAAAAUUGCGAAGUAAUUUCGUCGAAUCUUGGAUGUGUACAUAGUUCAAAUUCGAAGAAAAGAGAAGAAAAUUUCAACGGAAAAAAAUAAAUAACUGCUAUCCACCUUGCAGCGCACAAGUUUAUACUACGAACGAUAUACAGUUUAUCAUCCUGAUUAGUUAAAAUAUAAAGUUCCAAGAAACUGUAUUUAAUUACAAAGUAAACAUUAAACUCAUCUAAUCAGUGGACAGGGUAUAAAAUGGGGGAAAAAUAAAAUCCAAUCUAACUCGGAAGAUAAAAAUUCCUGGUCAAGAAAAAAAGUUAAACAAAGUUGGAAGAGCUCUAGUCUCUAGGUAAUUAUAAGCAAUGCAAUAGAAUUGAGAAGAAAAAAAAAAGAAAAGCUCUGCAAGGAAUCAAAUCGUAAUAUGUUCGUGGCAAUGAGUUUAUUUUCCGGUGCCAUUUCGGUGACCGUUGGAAGAAAUUCAAAUACCUUACUAAAGAUAUCCAGCUAUAUAACUUGAGAGACUUCGGGGUAGACGAGUGAAAAACUUUCACGAUAAAAGGCCAAUCGAUAAUCGCCAUUUCGAGGCAAUUAAACACUUUUAUCCAGAUGUCUGAUCGCUAGAAAAAAGCAAGAAAAAAAAACGACUGCGCGCGACGUUGAAAUAAAUUUCUCAGCUGAAACCUCUGCAACAAAUUCGUAAAAUCUUAAAACACGCAGAUUGAACGCCAACAAGUCAAAUUUCAGAAUUAUCGAAUCGUUGACGGAAAUAUUGUGGCGAACCAGACAAUUCCUGUACAUGUGCAAACGUUGCAUGAAAGUUUUUUUUCGUUCUUCUCUCCGGUAAUUGAGCGGUACAGAGGCGAAGGGGGUAUUUUUCAUUGGAAUUUUCAUCCCCGACGUUCGAUAGAAAAUUCUACCUAUUGAGUACCUCCUCGACGCGGUAGAUUCGAGUGACACUGUACCGCAGUCCGCUCUCUGAGAUCGUAACUUUUAAUCCAAACACAAUGCCAGCGACUAUAAGAAGUACGGAAGUGAAGUGAAACAAUUUCCUCCUCUCAGCAAAUAUAAAAACAAAAAAAAAACCAGAACAAAAACAAAGAAGAAAGUAUUCGCCACUAGAGUGGAAAAUAUAUAAUUAAAAAAUGUGGACGUACAACUCCUAACGAUCGGUAAUAAAACCGCGGUGGGACGGAGUAAUCGCGCAUUUUAGUCGAUUUUUUAUUUCAGUUUUUCACCUUUCGUUAUUCGUAUUCUAUAGAUCGGCACCGCCGAAACUUUAUUCGAUUUUCAUCUCCUCGUAAAACAUCCGAAGCGUAGAAGGGAGGAAAGUUUAUGUGAAAAUUAAUUACCCUUCUACAAAUGACGUGAAAUAGAUUCUUGGUAAAGAGUCUAUAAUUGGCGCAAACAGCGACGACUGUGAUGAUAGUUAAUUUGACGAAGUAGUACGGAUUGAUCGGAAAUAAGAGAUGUGCAAUAUUAACGUGGGUUUUCAUUGAUGUGUGUGUACUACCUAACCACCUAUAUACUUGUAUUUAUAUAUACACAUAUAUAUGUAUGUAUAUACAAGGUGAACUGCGCAGCGCAGUUAUCUGUGCAGGAUAAACUUUUUUUAACAUUUGGAUGAGAAAUUAAAUCCUGCAGUAGAGGAUCAGCGACAGCGAUAGCGGCAGCGUUGCAGCAGUCAUGGCGUUCACAACGGCAAUGCCAUUAAUCUCCCAAGUCUCCAACUGCUCUUUGAACGAGAGCGAGUGCGCGGAGGAGGAAUACAUACCCUACAGUACACGACCGGAAACGUACAUCGUCCCUGUCGUGUUUCUCAUAAUUUUAGUCGUAGGAGUUGCCGGCAACGGGGUUCUGGUUUUGACGUUACUUCGCCACGCCAAUAUGCGCAAUGUUCCAAAUACCUACGUACUGUCAUUGGCGCUCGGCGAUCUAUUGGUAAUUCUGACCUGCGUACCCUUCACCUUCGCCGUUUACAUCGUUGAUUCUUGGCCCUUCGGGCUUAUCCUAUGCAAAGUUUCCGAGUGUGCUAAGGAUGUUUCCAUAGGAGUCUCGGUAUUUACCCUGACGGCGUUGUCUGCCGAUAGAUUUUUCGCCAUUGUCGAUCCGAUGCGAAAACUCCAUGCAACUGGAGGCGGGCGUAGGGCGACGCGUUUCACCAUUGUGAUCGCAACCUUGAUCUGGAUACUUGCCAUUAUUUGUGCGAUUCCGGCUUCGUUCUCCUUCAUCAGAGUAAUUCGCGUGAAUAAAGACGUGACCAUUAAGGUUUGCUAUCCGUUUCCCGAAGAAUUUGGCGUCGAGUAUCCAAAAACGGUAUUGAUUUGUCGUUUUUUCGUCUACUACGCACUUCCUCUCGGCGUAAUCGCAGUUUUCUACCUGUUAAUGGCGAGACAUCUCGUCCAGAGUACGAAAAAUAUGCCCGGAGAAUUACAAGGGCAAGUCAGAGCCAGUGUGAAACAAGUGAAAGCCCGAAAGAAGGUAGCGACAAUGGUGAUGGCGUUCGUCGUCGUAUUCGCCGUGUGUUUCUUUCCCCAGCACGUAUUCAUGCUGUGGUUCUACAUUCAUCCCACCGCGCAGGACGAUUACAACGCAUUUUGGAACGCGUUUAGGAUCCUCGGAUUUUGCCUGAGCUUUAUGAACAGCUGCAUAAACCCCAUCGCUCUUUACUGCGUCAGUGGAACAUUCAGGAAAUACUUCAACAGAUACUUGCUGUGCUGUUGCGUAUCGGAAAAGCGACGAUCUUCCAUCAGCAGUUCUCGACGUCGAGGUCACAGCAUUUCCAUUCCAACGUGUGGACGCGUGCAUAAUACCGGAUCGAGAAGGGGUCAGCAGAGCAUCGUGCAAUUGCCUACGUGGGCGGCUCACGGGGUCGAAACACGUAACAGGACUCAUCAACAGGAACAAGAAACCACGGUCACGACCUGCAACAACGGCCUCGAACAUCGAAUUUAAGGUGCCAGAAGAACCAACAUAAAGGACGUAGAAGGCUCGCCAUGAAAGGGGUUACCGGAAGCAGCCAAGAGGCUUUAAAAUAGCGUCAAAGCUCUUGACUUCUCUGGGUAUAUACGUCGCAACUGCAUCGUUUAUUUCGAAGCGUAUAAUUGCGAAUUUUUUGCUCACGAAUAACGUGAAAUAAUUAGGUUUUUAGGGGUCUGGGGAUAACGUGCAGUAGUCGGGCAACGCUGCAGUCCUUCCCUAGACCUAAAAAGCUUGUAUAAUUAACCUUCCAUUAGAGGUGCUCGACACCGCAAUUCUACGCCGGUCCUAUAACAAGCUCAAAUACAAAAUGCUUUUAUAUAGAUUAUGAUAUAAAAUUUUCUGAAUCGUUAUAACGGUUUUUAAUAUCCUACCAAUGGGGUGGUUCGCGACUCCUUGCGAUGACAACUGCCGCGGGUCGGUAUGAUCAUCCACAACGGAAACUGAAAAACCAAUAAACUAAAAAAAACACAGGGUAUUUUUUUUAACAAACGUGGAACGGAACACAAAUUAAAUUGAAAAUCAUGAAAAACUUUAUAUCCGUUUAAACUACGGAUUUGGCACGGUACUUUUGACGGAUAAUUUUAGAAUCUCAAUGUUCUAAAUAUCGUGUCAAUUUUUAUGAAAACAGGAAAACAAAUCAUAGGUAAAGACCGACAAAUUCAAACUUGGAAUAUGUGAUCGCAAUAUUUUCAUUAGGAAUUUGGUCAAUUAACGAAAUGUCCACGUACAACGGUGAUCGAUCAUACAUGUAUGGUAAAAACAUCGUACGUUACCGAUGUAACGAAAUUUAAUGAAAUAAUUGUAAUUGUUAGUAUAAGUGGAUAUAAAUAAUGUUAGAACGUUCAUAUUAUAUAUUAUUGUUUGUACCUUAUGAAAAUUUAAGAAAAAAAAUAAUCAAAUCACUUUAAGAAACUACUAUAAAAUGUAUGUUUUACCGGUAUGCUUAGGGGUAUAUCAUAUGUGCUUUCCUGGAAGAUGCAUCAAUCACGAAUAAAUGUUAUUUCCUAA